AGUGCUGGACUCCCGCGCGACCAUCUGCUAUCUCCCAAACUCUCCAAUCACUCACUACAACCACUCUCUAGCUUGACAAGAACAACUGUGAAUUUUAUUUUCUCUGCUACUGUUUAUACUGUACAGAUACGUUUAGGCUAGCAAACACGAAACCUCCCGCCGAACAGCCAACCCGGCUGUCUGACAGAAUCAAGAAUGGAACAACAUGAACCCAACAACGCCGCGUUAUAUAACACUCGGAGACGACAAGGGUCUAUUGGAGGCAACCAGGUUCUCGAUAGCAUCAUCUCCGCAUCGAAUUUUGACCGAGAUGAGGUCGAUCGCCUGCGCAAGCGAUUUAUGAAGUUGGAUAAAGACAACUCGGGGACUAUCGAACGAGAAGAAUUUCUGUCGCUUCCUCAGGUCUCUUCGAAUCCUCUUGCCACACGAAUGAUCGCAAUUUUCGAUGAAGACGGCGGCGGAGACGUUGAUUUCCAAGAAUUCGUCUCCGGAUUAUCGGCAUUUAGUUCCAAGGGCAACAAAGAAGAAAAGCUGCAUUUCGCAUUCAAAGUCUAUGACAUCGACCGCGACGGAUACAUUUCGAAUGGAGAGUUGUUCAUUGUGUUGAAGAUGAUGGUGGGCAGCAAUCUGAAGGACGUGCAGUUGCAGCAGAUCGUCGAUAAGACCAUCAUGGAGGCCGACAAGGAUCAGGACGGCAAGAUCAGUUUUGCCGAGUUCAAGGACAUGGUGGAAAAUACCGAUAUAAGCAUGAGCAUGACAUUGAAUCAAAUAUAAAUGCACAUACUAUUCUUGCCGUUUAUGAUGUAUCGGCUGUUAUGAGUUAUGAUGAGUUUGAAGGCAUUCGUACUAUUAAUGACGUACUUCCAUGCACAAGACCGGCGUAUUAUCAAGUCUGUAGCACGCUUGAUUGAUGAAAUCAAUAUAUGCUAAGCAAAUUCUAUUGUGCAAUCUGACUUAUAACGUAAUCGUUCUGGCUAGUAUACGUAUACAUGUAUUGUCGUGGGUGAGAUAUACUGAAUCUGACUGUCUAGCUUGGAAUUCUGUCGUAGGAUAGCUAUGACACCGUUAUUAACAAU
This is a messenger RNA of Talaromyces proteolyticus, 1076 nucleotides long. RefSeq names its product calcineurin Ca2+-binding regulatory subunit CnaB. The transcript is spliced from 5 exons. NCBI's taxonomy places the organism in Eukaryota, Fungi, Ascomycota, Eurotiomycetes, Eurotiales, Trichocomaceae. The record is from RefSeq and is a predicted model, not a curated record. The coding region runs from base 196 to 774 and encodes 192 amino acids. Gene Ontology annotation, molecular function: calcium ion binding; calcium-dependent protein serine/threonine phosphatase regulator activity.